Schistosoma curassoni is the source of this 4785-nucleotide messenger RNA. Lineage: Eukaryota; Metazoa; Platyhelminthes; Trematoda; Strigeidida; Schistosomatidae. The record is from the annotation of a GenBank genome assembly.
AUGCUGGUACAUCAUAAUAAACCAAAGGAAUAUAGCACACUGACAAGGGUGGAUCUAGACCUUCAUGACUUUGAAAUGAACGAAAUGAAAAGUGAAUUAACAAAACAUUAUGGUGCGAAUUUCGUCUCGUCUCUUCAAAAAGCCAAUUCUGAACAAAAUUCAAAACAAUAUCGAUGGUUAGAACAAUGCUAUGAAAUAGUUAUAUCUGCGAAAAUCGAUAAUAAUAAUAGUGGUGAUAUACCAGUUAUUCCAAUUGAUGGAGGUUCAGAUGCUGGUAUGUUUUGUGUAGUCGGCGCUCAAUUCGAUCCAUCUCGUAUUAUUUAUCAUCGCUCUACUACCAUUUCUAAUAAUAAUGAUAAUACUAAUAACAAUAAUUCGAAAUCAAUGGAACCGGGUGAUAUAAUCUUAGCUGUUGAUGGUUAUGAACUCUCAGGUUAUACGAAACGUGAUGCUAUUACAUUAUGUAAUGCUUGUCUACAAUCUCAUUCACAUGUUCGAUUGCAUCUUAGUCCACCUCAUGCAUUAGUCACAAGUAGUACAAUGUUGUCAAGCUUUUUGGCCAUUUCAUUUGCAAUGGACUCAUCAGAGUAUGCCCUUCAAGAAAAAAUACGAGAGAAUGUUUAUCAACGUGUAGUACCUUGUACAACUAGAUUACCCAGAGCAGAAGAAGUAGAUGGAGUUCAUUAUCGUUUUAUGAAUGUACCUCAAUUUCUUGCACUUGAACGUAGUGGACAAUUAUUAGAAAGUGGAAUGUAUAAAGGUAAUCAUUAUGGUACACCUCGACCAGACCCUAAUUCUACCGCUUUAGAUCCUGUAUUUUUAGAACAAUUCCAAUUAUCCUCUACAGACAUUUCACAAAUCAGUGAUGAUGCAUGUAGGAUCCCACCGCCAUUGGCACCACUAAGCUCAUUUAAUACAUUUGCAAUGCAUGCUACCACUACUGCUUCGGGGACUAAUGGCAGUAACAUUACUACUACCAGUAGUAGUAGUAGUAGCAGUAAUAAUAACUCUAGUAUUGGUGUAAAAUUAAAUGAUCCAUUACAACAAUUACCAACAUGUUCUCCACCACCGCCUCCACCAAUUCGCAAUUCAUCAAUUACAAAAAAUUCUAAUAUUGUCUGUAAUACUAAUAAUAUUAAUAUUAAUCAUGGUAAAGCAUCGACUAAUCUGUUAACUUUAUGCACAACUGAAAAUUAUCUGACAAAAACAAUCGAUAACAACAAUAACAAUACACAGUUAAAUGGAUUAAAUGAAUUGAAUGGUAAAUUGUACCUACCACGUCCAAAAUUUUCGAAUGAUGAAGCUAGUCUAUGGUCACCCAGUGAAAUACAUCUAGUGGAUGAUCAUAAAACAACCGCGUUGUCCACAGCAUCAACAACAAUGUCAGUUGCUGCCAAUACUAUUACUAUUACAACUACUACCAAUACUAAUACUACUAAUAUGAAUACCACUACUAUGUCUAACCAUGUCAAUACGUCGAUGACCAAUGGUUGUUCACUCAUUGAAAGUUUCUGUGAUCAAACAGCUUAUUCAGUGGAUAAAUUAGAUCAAAUUGGUGAACAUGUAUUACCAUAUGGUUGGGAAAUUGUGCAAGAUAUAAAAUAUGGUACAUUUUACAUUGAUCAUAUUAAUAAACAUACACAAUAUGAACCGCCAACAGUUGAAGAUUUUCAAUUAGGUGAAAAAGUACGCAUGAAGUAUUUAUCACAAUUUGAUACAAUUCAUCAUAAAACUAAAACUAAUACUACUAUCAAUAAUAAUCAUAAUAUCAUCAAAAAUGUAAAUAAUGAUGUUAACGCCAAUAAUAAUCAUGAUGAUAGUCAGAAUGAAUUAGGCUCAUCAUCCAUUAAUGAUAAUGGACGUAUAACUCCUGUGACAUUUUGUUCCGAUUUAAAACAAUUACGAGGUCCACUGAUUAAUACAGUUUUAGUGAAAAGUCCACGUGGUUUUGGAUUUACAAUUAUCGGUGGUUCCGAUUGUAAUCGGUCGGCAUUUUUACAAGUGAAACAUCUUGUCCCAGGUGGUCCAGCUUCAUUGAAUAGCCAAUUAGCUGUUGGUGAUGUUAUGGUUAGCGUGAAUGGGACAAAUGUUCUCGGUUAUACACAUUCUCAAUUGGUAUCAUUAUUCCAGUCAAUCCCAGUUGGAGCUAGUAUUAAUUUACUAGUGUCGCAAGGUUAUCGAUUACGGAGAGAAAUUGGUAGUGAUCCGCCAACACAUUUUAAUGGUUCAGUAUCCGGUAAUCAUCUUGGUGCGACAGGUUUUGUAUCCGGUGUGAUUGAUAUUUCUGCUCAGAGUACUUUAAACAAUCUGAAACUCGGUGAGGAUACGUUAGAUAAUCUACCAUUGACGGAGUUACAUCUAGUUAAUUCAUCAAGGAAUUCCGGUGUAAUCUCUUCACAUUCUUCGAUUUCACCAACACCACCGCCAUCAGCAUCAUCAUCGUCUAAUAAUGGUAAUUCAUCUCAAGAGCUACUUGCAGUACGUUCUAGUCCGUCUAAUUUAAGUGGUGGUAGCUGUGUUGGAAAGUUGCGUAAUUCACAAAGGCCGGAAUUCUUAAAGGUGUCAAUUUUUAAACAAACCAAUGGUUUCGGCUUUACUUUAGCUGAUCAUAUCCAAGGUCAACAUGUGAAAGCUAUCUCAGAUCCAGUAAGAUGUGGUCGCUUACGUGUUGGUGAUGUCAUUGUAGAAAUUAAUGAUCAACGUGUAAAAGAUAUGCCACAUGUGGAAGUAGUUCAAAUAUUGAAACAAUGUCCAGUUGGUAAAGAAGCAAGAUUACUUGUUCAACGUGGUGGUUUGUAUACCUCCCCGUUAUCAUUACUGGAUACUGAAUUGCUUGAAAUGAAUUCAUUAAAUUUCAAUGAACAGCGUUAUCGUGGGAACAUAGCUAAUCAUCAGUAUAUAAAUGACUUUCAUGUUAAAUCAACUGACCAACAGUCAAACACAUCAAUAAUCGGUGUUUUCCCCUCUUCUCCACCCACUGAUGUUAUUGUUAAUAGUAAUGCCAUAAAUACCACUACUAUUAAUAAUAAUAAUUUGAGUAUUAUUUAUGCUACUCCUCAACCUCAACGAAAUCAUCUUUCUUCCAGAAUUGGUUACCAUCAUCGAACUUCCGGUAGUACAGGAGAAAAUAGUAUUUCUUCAAGUAGUUCGUCGCAUAUACGUGCACAAACCCCCGAUCCAUAUGUGGAUAGGCGUUUAGGCUUAGAUAGUCCUAAUCAUCAAUAUCAUCAGCGUCACUAUCAACAUUCGUAUCAAAAUGAACCGUCCGAUUUAAUUAGUCGGUCAAAUUUCAACCAAACAGAUUAUAUUCAUCAUUCCAAUAAUAACAAUGGCAACAUUAAUAAUAACAUGGGUUUAUCUGUGAUUUCGGAUCGACGCCGACGAGUACAUCCCGUUGAUGAUAGCGUUGUUGGUUUAAAUAAGGAUAACUUUUCACCCGAAUCACCUAAUUCAUCAACAACUUAUGGUUCAUUACUUCGACCUGGACGUAUGCUUCCAUUACGUCAUUCACAAUCAUCCGUAUCUAACAGACCAAACAGUAAUAUUGUCAGAUCAGCAACAGCGGUAACGACGUCAGCAAUGACAUCCUCAACAGCGCCAUUGUGUAUGCUUCCUGGGGAGUUCCUUGUACAUUUAAAGCGUCAGUCAACUGGUUUUGGAUUUAACCUAGUCGGUGGAGCUGAAGAAAAUACUCAGGUAUCUAUCGGUGCUCUGCGUAUGGGUGGUUCAGCUCAACUUAGUGAAGUUGUACGUACUGGAGACAAGUUAAUAUCAAUCGAUGGUGUACGUGUUAUUGGAGCAACACAUGCAGAAGUUGUAGAAUUAUUAGAUAGAGCUGCACAUACUGUUGGUCAAGUUACAUUGGGUUUACAAAGAGGAAAGGUUGAAAUUGACAAUCUCAAUUCACACUCUUCAUCGGAACCAGUUGAUGUUGUCAUAUCACGAAGUGAAAAAUCUGAUGGAUUUGGUUUCUUUUUGACUAAUACCAAACCAAUUCACAAUCCAUUAAAUGAACAUUCAAAUGCUAUUGUUGUGAAUCGUAAUAACAGCAAUAAUAAUAAUCUUCAGAAUACAGAAUAUAUUGCUCAAAUUGUUCCUGGCAGUCAAGCUGAACGUAUGGGUCUGUUGUCUGUUGGCGAUCAGAUAUUAGCUGUAAAUGGUAUUCCAACAUGUGGACUACAUCAUGAUGAAGUAGUUCGUUUGAUUCGAGAAAGUGGUAAUCACAUAGCUUUGAAAAUUUUGCCAUAUUCAGGUUCAGCUUCACGUGGACGUAAACAUCCUUUGCCAAUGAGAGAUUCAGUUGAAUUUCCGGUUACAUUAUUUCGUGGAAGUAGAGGUUUUGGUUUCUCCAUUCGUGGUGGACAAGAAUUUAAUCGUAUGCCACUAGUUGUAUUACGUAUUGCAGACGGUGGUGCUGCUCAAAUGGAUGGUCAUUUAAAGGUUGGUGAUGAAUUAGUUGAAAUCAAUGGUUAUUCAACUAUUGGUAUGUCACAUGGACAAGCUAUUGAAAUCAUACAACGUGGCGGAAAUACUAUGCGUUUAAUUGUUCGACGUCGUUCUCCACGUGUUAAACAAUCAUUAGAACAACAAAUGUCAAAUGGUUUAACUCGUGUUAUUGAUAGUCGUACAAAUGCAGAUAAACAAUCACAUCGACUUAGUUUUAACAAACAUGAUUCUUCAUUAAAUUGGUUUCAACGUACUAUAUUAGAUAAAAAUCAUUCCUCAUCUCAUUUUAAUCAAUCUCAAAGAAGAAAUGAAGUGCUCAGAUGGACCGUUCGUAAAUAA